This is a messenger RNA of Vanessa atalanta (red admiral), 2867 nucleotides long. Its product is annotated as putative RNA-binding protein Luc7-like 1. Gene Ontology annotation, molecular function: mRNA binding. Lineage: Eukaryota; Metazoa; Arthropoda; Insecta; Lepidoptera; Nymphalidae. The record is from RefSeq and is a predicted model, not a curated record. Gene Ontology annotation, biological process: mRNA splice site recognition. The transcript is spliced from 7 exons. Bases 210 to 1214 code for a protein of 334 amino acids. Gene Ontology annotation, cellular component: U2-type prespliceosome; U1 snRNP.
GAACGAUUCACAUUUCAAUUGUUGUCACUUUUCGAUCGCCAUUUUCUCGGACUCUUUUAUUGGCAUCAUACAUCGCUAAUUGAGUCAGAUUUCCCUUGGUGUUUAAUCGGCUUUCGCUUAGCUUGAUCGUAAAUUUGUUUUUUUUUUUUUAAUUUAGUAUGCUGUAAUAAAAUAUUUGUUCAUAUUCAAUAAACAACCAAUACGUGACCAUGUCUGCUCACGAGCAAAUGAGGGCAAUGUUAGAUCAAUUAAUGGGCACUGCUCGAAAUGGUGAAUCCGAUCGGCACGGAGUUAAAUUUUAUGAUGAUACGGUUUGCAAAUCGUUUUUACUGCAGUGCUGUCCACAUGAAAUUUUAUCAUCGACCCGUAUGGAUUUAGGUGAGUGUCCUAAAAUACAUGAUCUGGCUCUACGCGCGGACUAUGAAUUAGCCUCGAAAACCAAAGAUUAUUUCUAUGACAUUGAUGCCACAGAACAUUUGGAGGCAUUCAUCGCUGAUUGCGAUCGUCGUACCACCGCCGCCAAGCAGAGGUUGGCAGAGACACAGGAGGAAUUAUCGGCAGAAGUGACAGAGAAGGCAAAUGCUGUCCACGAAUUGGCAGAACAGAUUGGUCAAAAGCUGGCACGCGCGGAAGCCCUUGGUGAGGAGGGUAUGGUCGAAGACAGUGUCAAACUUAUGGGAGAGAUAGAUGAAUUGCGCAAGAAAAAAGCAGUAGCAGAACAAGAGUAUCGUAAUUCUAUGCCGGCGUCGUCAUACCAACAGCAGAAAUUACGUGUUUGUGAGGUUUGCUCUGCCUAUCUGGGCAUACACGACAACGACCGACGUCUCGCCGACCACUUCGGUGGAAAGCUGCAUCUCGGCUUCAUCACAAUCCGUGAAAAGCUAUCCGACCUUAAAAAAACAGUAGAGAAGCGUCGCGAGGAGCGCGGAGCGAGUGAACGUGAACGCAGCGGCGGGCGGCGGCACUACGUGGGCGGGCGCGAGCUGGACCGGCGCGCGCGCAGGCACCGCGAGGCGGGGCGCGAGCGCGACCGCGACCGCGGCAAGGAGCGCGAGCGUGACCGCGAACGUGACAGGAGGCGCAGUCGUUCGCGUAGCAAGAGCAAACGUGAAGGGUCGCGUGAAAAAUCCCGUGGACGUGAUCGGGAACGUGAACGUGAAUCGCGUCGCAGUAGAUCUCAUCGUUCUUCGUCUCGGGAACGGAAGCGUGACUGAUAUCGCAUAAGGAAAUAACAUGCCAGGGUCCAGUUUUUUCAGAAUUCCAGAGCCGAAACAUUUAUUUAUCGGUAUUCAUGACCAAAUUACGUUUUAAAAUAAUUUCUCAUAAUUUUAUAUUCAUUAGUCACGAGAAUUAUAUCAACUUACACUUGAAUACUUAACACAUUUUAAACGAUAUUCAAAAAACUUCUCAAACAACUAAAUAUAUAAGAACCUGGCUAUUAUACAAGAUUUUAAGUAGUUUGUAAUUUCUCCAGUCAUCAAGGUUUUUGAUAAUUAAUGAAAUAUCAGUGUGAUGAUUUAAUAGUAUCAAAAACAGCCUAGAGGAAGCAAAUAGCUUUAGUAGGGUCAUGGUACUACCACCAAAAUAAUUAUGACAAUACAGUAAAAAAAAUGGAUGUAGUAUCCUAUAAGUAGUAUCUUAGAACUGGAUCCUAUAAGAAGUAUCUUAAAACUGGAAUUGUAUUGAAUAGCAGUUAUAAAUAGUGACUGGACCUACAAAGUCCAAUAAAAUCAGUUGAAAUUUCUCAUUUUUGAUUGUUAUGAGUAGAUAAAAGAGUAACUUGUAUUAGUUCAUAUUAUUUUGAGUGAAUUUGAUAAUAUAUAUUGUUAGUUGGUUGAAUGGAUGUUAUAAAUUAGAUGAAGAAUUUCAAUGCCUUGUUCUGGAUAAUUAAAAAAAACACGAUAUUUUUAUCUCAUACAUACAUAUGUAUUUAUUAUUUUAAAAAGGGAAAAUUAAAUUAAAUUUAUUUUACGUUUGAAAAGUUUUCCAGAAUGGGGUUCCAGUUUACUAUGUGUAACAUUUUAUAUCUAGUAGGAGAAUAGAAUAAAAUUUGUCUUGUAUUGUUUUAAAAUAAAGUUAUGGAAUAAAGUUUAAGUUAACUUAUUCCUAAACUUAAGCUAUGUUUAUAGUUUAUUUUUAAUAAUUUUAUUUGUGCCUAAGUGAAAUACACAAUGCUUAAUUUCUAUAUUUAUUAGCAUUUGCUAUUAGGCACGCCAGGGAAGUUAUUAUAAGUAAAUAAAAAACACAAAAAUGUAAACAUAGCCUUACAUGCAAUUUAGAGGUAAAUAUUAAAACAUCAUAGUUAUAUAGAAAUGUUUUAAAUAGAAAAUAGAAUGGAGUGUGAAUAGAAUUGUAGGUUAAUUUUAUAAAAUUAAUAUUGGAUUUUGGCAUUGAGAAACUAAAUAAUAUCUACACAUGUGUAAGAAAUACGUAAUAUACGAGAAAACGCUUUAACGCAUGAUUUUAAAUAUUUGAAAGUGUGAUUGGUGUUUUUUUAUACACAGAUUGACAAUAGAUUGAUUUUGACAUUUAAAUAUAGCGUUUGAAUCUUCACUUGUUAAAGACUAAGGAUAUCAAUGUAAUAUCUUUCCAAUCUAAUUAUUCACACGUGAUGUAGUGUCUUAUUACUAUCCUGUACAACUAUGUCAACACUCAAUAUAUAUAAAUAUAUCUGCCCGACUUCCAUUUAAACUAUAAUAAUUCAAUAUUGGUUGCUUGGACAUAGUAUCACAAAAAUGAUUAGUUCGGGGCGAAAUAUUUUUAUUAAUAUUGUCAACUUGACGCCAGUUUCCUUUGGAUUUCAAAAAAAAUUCAAAGGUGUUUAUUUAAUUAUAAUUUUUUGUUAAAAUAAAAUAUGAAUGCAAGUA